This is a messenger RNA of Metopolophium dirhodum (rose-grain aphid), 4858 nucleotides long. RefSeq lists its product as uncharacterized. Bases 140 to 1369 code for a protein of 409 amino acids. NCBI's taxonomy places the organism in Eukaryota, Metazoa, Arthropoda, Insecta, Hemiptera, Aphididae. The transcript is spliced from 2 exons. The record is from RefSeq and is a predicted model, not a curated record.
AUUUGAUUUAUGAGUGGAGCAGAGAGAUAGUAUAUUUCAUUACACUAUUAAAUAAAUUAAUAUUAUCAUUAGUUAGCAAUUUCACUACACUUAAAAAGACGUUUAACACCGCCAAAGAGUGUAAUAAAAGUUAAAAGUCAUGCAACUAUUCGUUAAAACAGAAAUAAAGGCUAUUGUGGCCGAAGGUGCGUUCGGUAAAAAUUGUAACUUAGUGUCGUUCAACAUGUAUAAUGAUAUUAUUGAAAAAAAAAAAUGGAAGUACAGAGCAAUAUUUGGGGACAUUGUCACAUCAGACGAAAGUCAUUACUCCGUUUUGAUCAAGUUUAAAAAUCGUGAAAGUUCUGGAUGUGAUGUACUAUUCCAAAAUGAAUUAAACUUUUAUGAAAAGAUCAUACCAUUCUUAUUGGAGUGUCGUGGACCGUUGGUAAACGAUGUAAAUGCUCUGUCUUUACCACGGUUUUUUUAUGGUCGGAACAACGGCGGUGAAUUAGCGGAAAAGGAUUUAAUUGUUUUCGAAAAUGUUAAUACCUUAGGCUACCGUUUUACCGAAGAGCAAAUGUUCAUGGACAACGAUCAUUUAAUCAUUGCUCUUCAGGCUAUUGCAAAGUUUCACGGGCUGUCGUACAUAGCCAAACACAAAAAUGCUAGCAGACUUCUUAACAUGGUGGCCGACAUCCAAGACCUGCAGUUCGACGGAAACGGCUACUGGAUGGCCCAAAACGACCGGUUGAAGAGGAUUGGCAAACGCGGCGUAGACCGACUUUUGGAGCGCGACGGGGAACGUUACCGUGACCACGAGCAGUUGCGCCGCUUGAACAAGCUGUUCGACGAUGCCACCAACACGCUGCGGAGGGCGAUGGGUGCCCACGAACCGCUGUCCGUCCUGUGCCACGGCGAAUAUUGCCACGGUAACGUCAUGUUCCAGUACGACGAUAGCGGGCGCCCGUUUGACGCGCUUAUCAUGGACUUCUUCGAAUCCCGUUACGGGUCACCCGCGCUAGACCUGUCGCUGUUCCUGUACACGACCACCACGCAGCAGGUGCGCGAGACGCACUGGAACGACCUGCUUGACGCGUACUGGGCCGCGCUGACCGCCGCCGUCCCGCCCGGCGUCCGGUUCCCGAAUCGCGCCGAACUGGACGCCGAGAUGGCCGCGUCCGCCAUCGUCGGGUUCUUGGGAGCGUCGUUCAUUUUACCGUACAAGCUGCGGGACAACAGCGACCAGUUGUUGGACUCGGUGGCGACCAGCGAUGACCCUGUCGACUACUUUCUGGUGUUGGGUGGUGAUGCGUGCACCGAUUGUUUGGCCGACCUCGUUCAGCACAUGGUCGACUUGGCAUACACGCAGCCUUGUAAUGCACUCGGCUAAUAGUAGUUGUAAUUGGGUAAAAGUAUUCAAAUAACUUUUAAGCUCUUAAAAUGUAAAUACGUGUAUUUAAACGCUUUUGAAGAAAGUACCUAUAUAGAAGCAGUAUUUCAAGUAUCACAAGUAUUCACAAUCUCAAAGUAUUAGUAUUAUUUAAUAUAAAACACUCAUUUUCCAACACUUUUUUUUCUUAUUUUGUAGGUAGGUGCCUAUAAUUUACUAUUUGUGACUCGGUGUGGCGUGGCGUUUGCUUUCAUUUACGAAUGUGCUCUGCGUGUACACACCGGCAGGUGACACUAGUUCCCGGAUGGGUGACCACCCGGAAUUUUUAGUGAUAAAUCCUUGCCACACAUGCACACACUUGUUUCAAGUAGUAAAUGCUUUAAUACAAGGCUGGGCUAGUUAAAGAUUUUUUUAAACUCAGUUAAGUCAAGUUAAUAUGCACCAAUAAAAAAAAGUUAAAAGUUAAUACACACUUUUUGUUAAAUUUUUAUUUAGUUAAAUUUUAUUAUAAUAUUAUUUUGUUUAUACAACGCUAGCGCACUUAAUUUUUUCACAACCCAAAACUAAAUUAUAGGAUAUGGUGUUUAUACUUCAUACAGUAUUUCCAUAUAAGUUAGAUUCGAAUGAUAUACAUUUUUAACUUCAAACAAUUUACGAUACAUAUUUUUUGACAUGAAAACGAAAUAGACUGAAAUAGUGAAAUAUUAUAAAAUUAAAACAAAAUAAAUUAACUUAACUCACUUCUUAAAAUGGAAAAUUAACUUGUUAAUUUCACGUUAAUUGAGAAAUAAAUUUAGUAAGUUAACAGUUAAGUUAAUAAAAAGCCAAAAGUAACUAGUUAAGUUAAAAAGUUAAAAUAAAAUUAACUUUUUAACUUAACUUUAACUUUUUAACUCGUUAAUGCCCAGCCUUGCUUUAAUAUGUAUCAAAACAUACUGUAUCAACGUAUAGCGAGAUAUAUUAUUUUUUUAAAUAACACCUAAAAAGUACAUGAAUCACGCAGUUAAUAUACUCUGAGUAGAACCAUGAAUAUUAUCGUUUUGCAAUUUAGUGUAUGUUUUUGAGCUGGAUACAAAAAUAAUUUGUGAGCUUUACAAUUGCAGCUACGGCAAACAGUAAAAAAGUUGAAAUCAUUCAUAUUGAUUAGUUAUCAUUAGUUUUUAUCGAUUAUAUUGAUUAUUUUCUUAACAAUUUCGCGUAGCAUAUUUCGUGUUACAGUUGCAAUAGCAACCAAACAUUAACAAAUAAUUUGUGUUAUGCGAUAAACCAUAAAUAACAACGACCACAAAAAACAUGUAUAAUAUGAUUCGUUGUUUUUCCUUGCAGUGGAGAAAAUAUCAAGUUAUUUAAUUAUUUAUGGGCCAACAGGAGCCCAAUAUAGUUUACAAACAUUUCAAAAUCUAGUGGUUGUUACACAUGCCCAACUUUUACAAUUUGUUGUUAAAUUUUAAUAUGAUUCAUCUGUAUAAUAGCAAUAAAAUUACAGUAGGUAUACAGGAACUGAAUAAAUGUAAUAAUAAUAAUAUUAAUAAUUAAAAUAACAUUAUAAAUUGCUAGAGUAUAAGUGUGACUCGAGUGCGGAUGUUUAGUUAUAUUUGUUUGUGGGUGAAAAAGUUUGAAAAGGAUUCUUCGUAAGCUGUUCUUUUAGGUCCUACAUUUUUAUAGACAUUUAAAGUUUAAAUGUUGAAGAAAUUAGAUAUUUAAAUAAAAACAAAGAAACAACAUUAGUUGUUUUUGCUGUAGGUAAUUCAAAAAAUAUUAUUCAUAGGGACUGGAAAAUUGUUACCACAACCGCAUGGUGCUGAUAGAAAAAUAAAUUAUUAGUAGCUUAUAUAGAUAAUACAAUUUAUAUAUAUUAUAAAAUAUCCUUACAAAUAUAAGCUAAUAGGCCGUCAUUACUCAGAAUCUUUAUUCGUAUAUACCACUUUCCGGAUUUUGUAGAUAUUAUGGUACAAAAUAUUGACAUUCCAGAAUCUUACCUUCCGUUUACAAAUCACUUGGAUAAUUUUGAAAGUUAUUUUAUAUUUUAAUUUUUUAAUACGAUGGCAUCAUUACUGUAUGAGCGCCACUCCGGUGAUCGUAUUAGAUACUUUUUAACCAAAGCUAUUUAUACAGUAAUACAUAAGAUAAAUAAGAUACCUAGUGUAAGUUAAUGUUAAUCUUUGUUUUAUUUUUAAUUACAAAAUAUGUUUUAUAUUUAGUUCUUAAGAUGCUUAAAAUAUGUACACUGAAACAAUUAAUAAUUAUUACAUUACAUUUGUAUACAACAUAAUAUUAUAUCUGGUUACUUAGUUAAUAUUUUAUAAUUGUUACUACUUUGAUAUACUAUAGUGUCAUGUAAUAGUCAAAUACCUUCUAAUGAUAGUAUAUUUAUGUAUUUAUUAUUUUUUUUUUUUAUUGAGCUUAAGCAUGGCAACUAUGGCCAUAAGCUGUUUUUUUUGUUUGCAGUGGAAGGGAAGGAACGGUUGAAACACGUGUAUGUAUGUGUGGCAACGAUUUAUAGCUAAAAAUCCCGGAUGGUCACCCAUCCGGGAGCUAGCAAAUGUAAUUAUUAUUUGUGUAUUUUUUUAAAAUGUAUAAUUCUGUAUACUUCUAUAAUAUGUAUAAUACAUAUAUUUAUUAAGUUUUUUUAAUACAUCUUAUGAAUUUAUUAAAAAUUUAAUUUAUAAUUGCAAAUUAGAAAUGAUUUUAUAAUUAUCGUUUGUUGAUAAAUUAUAAAUAUACUUAUUUCUUAUUAUAUUAUUGUAUUUGCGUUUAAUUAAUAACAAUAAGUUAUAACUUAUGACCAUUAAAUAUUUUUUUGACUACUAAUUAUUUAAUAUAUUUAUAAAAACCAAUGCCAUCAGAAAAUUUGAAUUUGAAUUCUUUUCAAAUAUAUUUUUAUUUAAUGCAUUAUAUUUGGUUGUGAAAUAUUUAUACCGUUUUUUAAUUUUUUUCAUAUUUUUUUUUAAUGUUUACUAAUUUUAAUAAAAUAUUAAAUUAUACUAUAUAUAAUUAUGUAGGUAUAAUGGAUUCAAUACAUUGGACUAAAAAGCUUCCUAUAUAAUUUGCUCAUAAAGAAUUAGAAUAUACUUUACUUGGGUUGUUCAUCAAUACAAAAAGUGUAAAUACAUAAAAAAAAGACACAAUAAAGGAUAAACCAAAAUAUUAUUGAUAAUAAUAUUGUUUCUUUUGUAUUUAAACCUAACCUAACCUUUGAAUUAAUUCUCCUGAGUACUUAAAUUCUAUCUCUACUUCCCAUCGCUGUUUCAUAUUUUAACUCAAGACAUCGCUUAACAUUUAAAAGUAAUUUCCAUAGUACUGAUUAUGGAUGCGCUUCCUCCUAGAUCCACUUUUUCAAAUCAUGAAAACAAGGCAGAAUACUGAUAUAUUUUUUAAUAUAAUGUAUUUAAUUAAUUUUGACGUUAUAAUUUUAUUCUUAAGUCGCAAAUGCACUAUUGUACAUGUUUUUAUAGAAUACUGUACUCUGCACCAUUGUAAUGUUGAAAU